Galeopterus variegatus (Sunda flying lemur) is the source of this 3008-nucleotide messenger RNA. RefSeq names its product probable cation-transporting ATPase 13A4. NCBI's taxonomy places the organism in Eukaryota, Metazoa, Chordata, Mammalia, Dermoptera, Cynocephalidae. Gene Ontology annotation, biological process: intracellular calcium ion homeostasis; polyamine transmembrane transport. The annotation marks the transcript as partial. Gene Ontology annotation, molecular function: P-type ion transporter activity; ATP hydrolysis activity; polyamine transmembrane transporter activity. The record is from RefSeq and is a predicted model, not a curated record. Gene Ontology annotation, cellular component: late endosome membrane. The transcript is spliced from 26 exons.
AUGUUAGUAGAAAAUAGGACUCGUCAAGUUGUCAUUGAGGAAAUAUUUACUGAGUGUCCGCUGUAUGCAGAUAAUGAGAUAUUUGGCUAUCGGACUCAAGGCUGCCGGCAAACCCUCUGCAUUGUGGGAUCCAUCUUUUCACUUGGAAUCCUCUCUUUGGUGUUUUACUGGAGACCAGCUUGGCACGUUUGGGCACAUUGUGUUCCAUGCUCCUUGCAAGAAGCAGACGUUGUGUUGCUGAGAACAACAGAUGAAUUCCAAACUUACUCUUGGAAAAAGGUAACGUGGAUCUACCUGUCAGCAUCAAAUGGCACAUUUAGUCUCAGCCCCGACCACCCUCUCAUUACAGAUGAGGAUUAUAUCAUAAAUAGAGCCAUAAGAAAGCCAGACCUAAAGGUGAGAUACAUAAAAGUGCAGAAAAUAAGAUAUGUUUGGGACAACUUGGAAGGACGGUUCCAGAAAAUUGGCUCUUUGGAAGACUGGCUCAGUUCUGCCAAGAUACAUCUAAAAUUUGGAUCAGGUCUAACAAGGGAAGAACAAGAAAUUAGGAGAUUAAUAUGCGGGCCUAAUACUAUCAGUGUUGAAAUCACACCAAUUUGGAAACUGCUCGUCAAAGAGGUUCUAAAUCCAUUUUACGUGUUUCAGCUCUUCAGUGUCUGUCUGUGGUUUAGUGAAGACUAUAUGGAGUAUGCUUUUGCCAUCAUAAUCAUGUCCAUCAUGUCCAUAGCUUUGACAGUAUAUGACCUCAGAGAGCAAUCUGUAAAACUCCACCGUCUAGUUGAGUCACAUAACAGCAUCACGGUUUCUGUAUGUAGGAGAAAAGCUGGAAUUCAAGAGCUGGAGUCACGCUUCCUGGUGCCUGGAGAUUUAUUAAUUUUGAUGGGGAACAAAGUUCAAAUGCCAUGUGAUGCCAUUUUGAUUGAUGGCAGCUGUGUGGCAGACGAAGGCAUGCUGACAGGAGAAAGUAUUCCAGUCACUAAAACUCCACUACCCAAGCUGGAUAGCUCUGUGCCCUGGAAAACACAGAGAGAAGCGGAUUACAAACGGCAUGUCCUCUUCUGUGGGACGGAGGUUAUCCAGGCCAAGGCGGCUUGUUCUGGGGCCGUGAGAGCAGUGGUUUUGCAGACUGGAUUCAGCACUGCAAAGGGGGACCUUGUGAGAUCCAUUCUCUAUCCCAAGCCAAUGAAUUUUAAGCUCUACAGGGAUGCCAUCAGGUUUCUCCUGUGCCUUGUGGGGACAGCCACCAUUGGGAUGAUCUAUACUCUGUGUGUCUAUGUGCUCAGUGGGGAACCUCCCGAGGAGAUGGUAAAGAAAGCCCUUGAUGUCAUCACAAUUGCUGUUCCCCCUGCUCUGCCUGCAGCUCUGACCACGGGCAUUAUCUAUGCCCAGAGGAGGCUGAAGAAGAAAGGCAUCUUCUGCAUUAGCCCCCAGAGGAUCAACGUGUGUGGACAAUUAAACCUUGUCUGCUUUGACAAGACAGGCACCUUAACGAGGGAUGGCUUGGAUCUCUGGGGACUCGUGCCCUGUGAUAAGAAUGGCUUCCAGGAAGUCCACAGCUUUGCCUCAGGCAAGGCUUUGCCAUGGGGUCCGCUGUGUGCGGCCAUGGCCAGCUGCCAUUCUCUGAUCCUUCUUGAUGGGACCAUCCAAGGAGAUCCUCUGGACCUCAAAAUGUUUGAAGCCACCACCUGGGAAAUGGCUAUUUCUGAGGACAAUUUCCACAUCAAGGGACUGCCAGCACAGGCCGUGGUAGUUACGCCCUGCAAGACAGCCAGCCAGGUCCCAGUGGAAGGAAUUGCAAUCCUGCAUCAGUUCCCGUUCUCAUCAGCGCUGCAGAGGAUGACAGUCAUUGUCCAAGAGAUGGGGGGUGACCGACUGGCAUUCAUGAAAGGUGCACCUGAAAGGGUGGCCAGCUUUUGCCAACCUGAGACAGUACCAACUAGUUUUGUUAGUGAACUUCAGAUUUACACAACGCAGGGCUUCCGGGUCAUUGCACUGGCCUACAAGAAGCUGGAAACUGACCACCACACCACUGCCUUGACCAGGGAGAAGGUGGAAUCAGACCUGAUAUUUCUGGGAUUGCUAAUCUUGGAGAAUCAAUUGAAGGAAGAGACGAGACCUGUCCUGGAAGAGCUCAUCUCGGCCCGGAUAAGGACAGUAAUGAUCACAGGUGACAAUCUUCAGACUGCAAUAACAGUGGCCAGAAAAUCUGGGAUGGUUCCUGAAAGCCAGAAAGUCAUUCUCAUUGAGGCAAAUGAAACCACUGGGUCCUCAUCAGCAUCUAUAUCUUGGAAAUUAGUAGAAGAGAAGAAACAGAUUGCAUAUGGGAAUCAGGACAAUUACAUUAACAUCAGGGAAGAAGUCUCUGAUAAUGGCGGAGAAGGAAGUUACCAUUUUGCCCUAAGUGGAAAAUCUUUUCAUGUUAUAACUCAACAUUUCAGCAGCCUACUGCCAAAGAUACUGAUUAAUGGGACCAUCUUUGCAAGAAUGUCUCCUGGGCAGAAAUCCAGUCUGGUGGAAGAAUUUCAGAAACUGGAUUACUUUGUAGGCAUGUGCGGUGAUGGAGCCAAUGACUGUGGGGCUUUGAAAAUGGCUCAUGUGGGCAUCUCUUUAUCAGAGCAGGAGGCAUCUGUGGCCUCACCUUUCACUUCCAAAACUCCAAACAUUGAGUGCGUACCUCGCCUCAUCAAGGAAGGACGCGCAGCUCUUGUUACCUCAUUUUGCAUGUUUAAGUACAUGGCUCUGUACAGCAUGAUUCAGUAUGUUGGUGUUCUGCUGCUCUACUGGCUGGUUUCAAGCUGCCUACCUGAUGUUACUCGAUGUGGAGCAGGGAAGAGAUUGAAUCUGAAUGGUGCCUACCCCAAGCUGGUGCCUUUCAGACCUGCAGGACGGCUGAUCUCCCCACCUCUGCUGCUCUCUGUGAUCCUCAACAUUCUUCUCAGCCUGGCCAUGCAUAUUGUGGGCUUCAUCCUGGUUCAGAGGCAGCCUUGGUAUUCCAUGGAGAUGCACAG